AUGGUCAACAAGCUUCUUGUCGCUUCUCUCCUGGUCGGGGCUUCUCUGGCUUCCCCUUAUCCCCCGUCCGUUCUUGACGGCCCUACCGCCCCGGUCCCCGACACUGUGGACUUUUCAAUUCCCAAGAAGGGCAACUUUACGCCUUCAAAGUCUAGCAGCUCUCACGUUUCCAGGACUGCUGAUGCACCUGUUGUCGCCAAUGUCAAGCUUGAGGCGCGAGUGACUGGCGAAAAGGUCACCAAUGCCGUCGCCCGCUUCGACAACUCCAACAUCCAGGAUGGAGUCGGUGCCGGCAGCGACACCUACACCAUGUACUGGGGAGACGGAAGCACUGGUGCUGGCUGGCCCGCUCAGAGCCGCUGGGUGUCUUUCCAGACCAUGUUUGACAACUACAAGAACCAGAUGUUCGCUGCGUGCCAAAACCUGCCCACCCCCCAAGCCAACGACAGCGGCCCAGAAGUUGGAGCUAUUUGGGAUGGAAUUCAGCAAGCCGCCGCUGCUACCGGUGUAGAUCAUCGUUUUAUCCUUGCUAUCAUUAUGCAGGAGUCUCACGGUUGCGUUCGUGUUCACACUACCAAUGGCGGUGUGAGGAAUCCGGGUCUUAUGCAAGAUCAUAACGGUUCUGCAACUUGUAACGAGAACGGCGUGAAGAAUCCGUGCCCUUCGGCCACGAUCUACCAGAUGAUCCUCGAGGGUACCGCCGGUACCACCAGCGGCGAUGGCCUCGCCAACUGCAUUAACCAGUCUGGACGCAGUGAUGUUUCAGCCUUCUAUCGCGCUGCUCGUAUUUAUAACUCUGGAUCUAUUUCCAAGACCGGCCAGCUUCAGAACGGCAUUGCUACCCACUGCUAUGCCAGCGACAUCGCCAACCGUUUGACCGGCUGGGUCAACGCCCGCAACGGAUGCAACUGCGACGGCAACCCCGGCAGCUGCGGAAUUACCACCAACUAA
Molecule: messenger RNA, 951 nt
Organism: Trichoderma aggressivum f. europaeum
Lineage: Eukaryota; Fungi; Ascomycota; Sordariomycetes; Hypocreales; Hypocreaceae
Exons: 3
Coding region: 1-951 (316 amino acids)
Source: RefSeq, a predicted model, not a curated record